This is a messenger RNA of Teleopsis dalmanni, 894 nucleotides long. Its product is annotated as dentin sialophosphoprotein-like. The record is from RefSeq and is a predicted model, not a curated record. NCBI's taxonomy places the organism in Eukaryota, Metazoa, Arthropoda, Insecta, Diptera, Diopsidae. The transcript is spliced from 2 exons. The coding region runs from base 1 to 894 and encodes 297 amino acids.
AUGUUGUUAAUACCUUGUCUGUCACUAUAUAACAAAUAUAAUAAUCGUCGUAAUCGCCCUGAGGCAGGUAGUACUGUGAAUGACAGUCUUGGUUCUGACGGUGAAUUCGAUGAAGAUGAUGACGAUAUGUGCGAUUCGCCUAUUGAUUGGUUCGCGGAGACCGAAUUUGAUGAGAGACUGUUAGAUCCUCAGUUUUUCGUCAAGUUUAUCACAAACACUGACGAAAAACCAAAAGAACAUAAUAAGAAUCAUCAAUUUCGUCACUCAAUUGUUCCGAGAGAGCUGUUAGGCAGUGGCACCAGCAGCAGUACAACGGUGUAUAGUACACCCUCCACCGAUAAUACUGAUAGUACCGAUAACACUGCAUCAAGUAGCGCAGCUAAUACUAAUACUGCAAUCCACAUUUCUAGCUAUGAAUCAGAGAAUUCACAGAAUUCACUAGAAAAUAUUGACACUGCAUCAAGUAGCGCAGGUAACAUUAAUACCGCAGUCAACAUUUCUACCUCUGAGUCAGAGAGUGCACAGAAUUCUUCACAAAAUACUGAUGCGAGUAGUUCACAAUGUUCUACUAUUUUUUCAAGCCCUCACAACACUACCGAUAAUACUACUAGCAAUAUCAAUAAUAUCACCACAUCUCUCUCUGAAACUUCUCAUGGCACCAAUAAUAGAGACAGUUCAACCAAUGACGAAAUGAUUGCCUUGGAUAGUCUCAUCAGCACUAUGGGCUUGCUCGGGGUCACACCUGCUUCAGGAACUAUGCUUUCUAACAGUGGUGACAUCGAUAGUUCGCUAGAUGCUUUAUCUGGACUGUUUAAUGGUUUGAGCACAUCGGACUCUAUGACUUCGAAUGAUAACAAUCAAUCAGAAUCAUCAGAUAGUGAAAUCGGAAACUAA